UCUACCUUUCCAAUAAAACUGCACAACAUCAUGUCACACUCUAUUUCCAAAUAUACUGUAUAAUUUUCUGUGAUAUGGCAGCAUCCAAUUCUGUGAUUGCUCCGGAGUUUAAAGUUGAGGUCUUUUCGUCGUCGGAGGAGUUAGUGUCAAAGCUGCAAGAGAAAUGGUCAGGGAAGCCAAAGCCAUACCCUGCAAUGUAUUCCAGUGUGUUUGGUGGCAUCAUUCUCGAUCCAGCCAUGAUGCUCAUCCCGAUAGACGAUCACAUGGUUCAUCGAGGCCACGGUGUCUUUGACACGGCUAUCAUACACGACGGCUACCUUUAUGAGUUGGAUGUGCACCUUGCUCGGUUCCUUAGAUCAGCAUCAAAGGCCAAGAUUGUGUCUCCAUUUCCUGAAGCCACUCUUAGAAGCAUUCUCAUCCAACUAGCUGCAUCGUCCGGCUGCAGGGACGGCACGCUCAGGUACUGGCUGAGUGCGGGGCCGGGAAACUUCUCGCUCUCCCCUACUGGGCUCCCCUCGUCUGCCUUCUAUGCGGUGGUCAUAGACGGGGGGUUCGAGCAGUACAGGGAGGGCGUGAAGGUGAUAACCUCGAGUAUCCCGAUGAAAUCGCCCCUCUUUGCCACGAUGAAGAAUGUGAACUACCUCCCCAAUGUGCUUGCCAAGAUGGAGGCAGAGGAGGCGGGGGCCAACUCCUCCGUGUGGGUUGAUGAGGGGGGCUACAUCGCGGAAGGGCCCAAUAUGAAUGUGGCCUUCAUCACCCGUGAUGGGGAGCUCGUGCUGCCAACCUUCGACAAGAUCUUGAGUGGCUGCACGGCCAUGAGGCUCCUGCAGCUGGCGCCUCAGCUAGUCGAGCAGGGGAGGCUGAAGGGCGUGAGGUUGGCAGCUGUGAGCGCGGACGAGGGCAAGAAGGCUGCCGAGAUGAUGUAUGUUGGAAGCUCACUCCCUAUACUGCCCAUCAUCAUGUGGGAUGGCAACCCUAUUGGAGAUGGUAAUGUGGGAGAAUUGACAAUGGCGCUCUCGGAUUUGCUGUGGGAGGACAUGGUUGCUGGCCCUGAAACACAGAGGAUUCCAGUUUCUUAUGCCUAGAAUUUGAUCCUAUUGCUUUGUGAUUGUCAUGUUUAUGUUCAAGAAAAUAAGUUGUAGUGUUUCAAACAUUAUCCUCUGUUUUUAUCCAUUUUCACUUUAAUUUCCAGAA
This is a messenger RNA of Salvia hispanica, 1194 nucleotides long. Its product is annotated as D-amino-acid transaminase, chloroplastic. Gene Ontology annotation, molecular function: 4-amino-4-deoxychorismate lyase activity; pyridoxal phosphate binding. Gene Ontology annotation, biological process: folic acid biosynthetic process. The record is from RefSeq and is a predicted model, not a curated record. Lineage: Eukaryota; Viridiplantae; Streptophyta; Magnoliopsida; Lamiales; Lamiaceae.